AUGGCGAACCCCCUACAAAAGCUUAACGUUGGAGUUGUAGGGCUGGGCCGGAUGGGCCAGCGACAUGCUCUAAACGUUCUACAUCGGAUCCCCAGGGCUCGCCUCUACAGCGUCUGCUCACCAGCUCCACAUGAAUUAGAAUGGGCCAAAAAUAACCUGGAGCCAGAAGGGGUCAAGGUGUUUGCAGACUUUGACGACAUGAUCAACACACCAGGUUUAGACGCGAUAAUUGUUGCUUCUCUUACGGAGUUACAUAUUGAACACACUCUUGCUGCGGUCCAACGGGGAAUCUACGUGUUGUGCGAGAAACCACUAACGAAAGACCUAUCAAAACUCGGUCAGUUGAUGCAAGACCCGAGAAAUGAAGCAGGUUCAAAAAUCAUGGUUGGAUUUGUCCGUCGAUUUGACGAACAAUACCAAGAAGCUCUGAAAAGCAUCCGGAAAGGAACGAUUGGCACACCGAUGAUUCUCCGUUCUCAGGGAGCAGAAAAGCUAGACAAGAGCGGGUUUUUCAUCGAAUACGCUCGCCAUAGCGGAGGUAUUUUCGUUGAUACCGUAAUCCAUGACAUCGACUUGACACUUUCGUUUUUGGGGGAAGAUUGUAAGCCCAAGGCACUUUGGGCAACAGGACUUAUUGCUCAUCACCAUGAGAUGAGCGAGUUCAACGACGUCGAUAAUGCUGUGGGUGUGGUUGAAUUCUGGGGAGGCAAGAUUGCAUAUUAUUAUCAUUCGCGCACCACGUUCCAUGGUUAUGACAACUGCACAGAGAUUAUAGGUAGCAACGGCAAGAUAUCCAUUAAUCUGAUCCCACAUGCCAAUCGGAUUCAAGUGUCAAAUCUUGCAGGCAUUCAGCAGGAUGCUACCCCAGGCUGGAUUGAACGGUACCAGGGUGCCUUUGUUACGGAACUGGACGAGUUUGUUUCUGCAAUUUUGGACGGGAAGGAGCUACCCCUGAAGUUGUCCUCAGCGUACACGGGGAUGAAAUUGGCAUUCGCACUUCAGGAGAGCUUGGUCACCGGGAAGAAGAUUGAAUUUGACGAAAAUGGCGCUCGGAAACCCGAGGGUUUGAAGUCUUUGCUAUAG
Molecule: messenger RNA, 1083 nt
Organism: Talaromyces rugulosus
Lineage: Eukaryota; Fungi; Ascomycota; Eurotiomycetes; Eurotiales; Trichocomaceae
Exons: 2
Coding region: 1-1083 (360 amino acids)
Biological process (GO): NADPH regeneration
Cellular component (GO): cytoplasm
Molecular function (GO): oxidoreductase activity; nucleotide binding
Source: RefSeq, a predicted model, not a curated record